AUGCGUGUUCUUUUCUGGAAUAUUCGUGGUGUGAAGAAGGAGGCUGGUAAGAGAUUUUUACAAUCUCUUAUUUCAGAGUAUUCUCCAGAUUUUCUGUGUUUGGCUGAACCAAUGGUUCAGGUGAGUAAAUUCCCUGUUUUAUUUUUUAAUAAAUUGGGAUAUUCGGCAGAGUUUAUCCAUAAUAUCCGCCAUGAAAGGUUGUCUAACCUGUGGAUAAUUUGGAAACGUGGUCUGAGGCACCCUUCCAUUGUCUCAAUGUCGGAACAACAGCUCUCUAUUGAGGUCGACUGGCAAGGGGAAAAACUGCUUUUGUCCUUUAUUCAUGCUAGUUGCUUUAAAAUUGAGCGUAGAGAUUUGUGGUCGGAAUUGGCGGCUAUUUCAGCAGCUUCUCUCCCUCUGCUUGUUGUUGGUGAUUUUAAUGCGACGCUGUUAUCUAAUGAGAAAAAAGGUCCAGGGAAAUUUAAUGUUGGAUCGGCAGCAGAGUUCCAAGCAAUGGUGGAUUCUUGUAUGCUCAUUUCUACCCCUUCACAGGGUAAAAAGUAUACUUGGUCAAAUAAUCGUGGAAGGGGUAAUGUCAUGGCUGUUCUGGAUAGAAGCUUUCAUAAUGAGUUAUGGAUUGAUGAAUUCAAAAAUAUUUCUCAGCGAGUUAUAAGCUGCACUGCAUCUGAUCACACUCCCAUCUUGAUCCAUUCAAACGUGGUGAAAGGGGUGCUAAAAGCUUGGGCAAAAGAAAGAUUUCCUAAUUUAAAUGAGGAAGUGAAAAAAGCUACUUCCGAGCUAAAAAGAGUGCAGGAUAUUAUUGAGGUUUCAAGAAUGUCGGAUGCCCUCUUUAAUGAAGAAGCUGAUGCAAAGACAGCCCUUUUAAUUGCUAGUAAGAUGCAAGAAAAACUAUGGUAUGAGAAGGCUAAAUUACGAUGGUUGAAAGAAGGCGAUCGGAACACAAAAUUUUUCCAUCUUUCAGUCAAGAUUAGAAGAUCAAGAAAUCAGAUUAGUAUGUUACGUCGUGAAGAUGGUUCUUGGAUUUCUGAUCAAUUAGAUUUGGCCAACUAUAUUGUGGAUUUUUACAAGAAUUUUCACUCUGAAAAUCCUGUAGAACCACACUAUGAGUUACUAGACCAAAUUCCAACAAUCAUUUCUAAUGAAGACAAUGCUUUCUUGGAUGCUGUUCCCUCAAGGGAAGAAAUAAAUAUGGCGAUAUGGGAUCUGGAUGCGGACAGUUCUCCGGGUCCUGACGGCUUUCCAGGUCAGUUUUUCAGAAGUUGUUGGGAUAUUGUGGAAAAUGAUUUCUGUAGGGCUGUUUUCUCUUUCUUUUUAGUAGGGAAAAAAUUCCUAAGGGGGUUAUCUAUUUUUCUCCCAAGAUUAAUCUCAGAAGAACAAGGUGCAUUCCAGAGGGGUAAAAUUAUUUCAGAAAAUAUAAGCCUUGCUUCAGAGUUAGCAAAUCUGAUGCACUCAUCCAUUCGAGGUGGAGGUAUGGGUCUAAAGCUAGAUGUGCAGAAAGCCUAUGAUUCUCUGUCUUGGGAAUUCCUCUUUGCAACCUUGAAGAAAUUUGGUUUCUCUCCAAAUUGGAUCAACAAAAUCCACCAGAUGCUGCUCUCAACAAGGAUUUCAAUUUUGCUAAAUGGAGGUCCAGUGGGUUUCUUUGGUGUGGAGCGUGGUCUCAGGCAAGGAGACCCUAUUUCCCCAAUCCUUUUUAUUCUGGCAGAGGAAGUUCUUUGUAGGGGGCUGAAGAACUUGAUACUGGAAAGGAAGAUGAAAGCUCUCCCAGGCCCUAGAGGAGCAAUUACUCCUUCCCAUUUACUUUUCGCAGAUGAUAUUUUUAUCUUUAUGAAUGGGUCAGCUAGGUACAUGAAGCAUCUUCAUGAGUUUUUAUUCAAGUAUCAGUCUUUUUCAGGGCAGAAAAUAAACUUGGAAAAAAGUAAAAUAUUUUUUGGGAAGAUUGCCCCUCAUAGAAGUCGUUUUAUUAGUGAUUUUCUGGGCAUUGCUGCGACUGAUCUCCCUACAAAAUAUUUGGGGGUGGAGAUUUUUAAAGGCAGAGUGAAGAAUAGUCAUUUGCUUCCUCUUCUGGAUAAGAUAAAGGGUCGGUUGGCAGGGUGGAAGGGCAAAAUUCUUUCUAUGGCUAGGAGAAUUGAAUUGGUUAAGUCAGUUAUUUCUGGUAUUCCCAUACACAAUUUCUCUGUGUACUGGUGGCCGGAUGAAACUAUUAAGGCGGUGGAACGGUGGAUGAGGAAUUUUAUUUGGUCAGGAAAAGCAGGUGCGGGUGGAGUAUUUCGGAAUGAAAAUUCAGAAAUAUUACAGUCUUUCAGAACUUUUCUUGGUGUCCACACAAAGUUUGAAGCCGAGAUGAUAGCUGUUAUUACUGGACUGGAAUUUGCAAGAGAUAUGGGUAUUACUCAUUUGUGGAUUGAGUGUGACUCAGUUGCUGUAGUUUUACUUAUAUCUAAGGGAAGAAUCCCUUGGGUUUGUCUUCAGAGGUGGAUGAGUUUAACCUCCUAUUUGAACUCUCUUACCUGGAAAAUCACUCACUGUAUGCGGGAAGCAAAUCCUGUGGCUGAUUUCUUGGCAAAAACAGCAGCAAAAUUCGAAGUUUCUUCUCCUAUCCAAUCCUGGCCUGCGCUGAUUGCUAUAGAGUUGGAAGUGGAUGGUCAAUCUCGGCCUAGAUACCGCUUCUUUUAA
This is a messenger RNA of Macadamia integrifolia, 2673 nucleotides long. RefSeq lists its product as uncharacterized. Bases 1 to 2673 code for a protein of 890 amino acids. The record is from RefSeq and is a predicted model, not a curated record. Gene Ontology annotation, molecular function: RNA-DNA hybrid ribonuclease activity; nucleic acid binding. The transcript is spliced from 4 exons. NCBI's taxonomy places the organism in Eukaryota, Viridiplantae, Streptophyta, Magnoliopsida, Proteales, Proteaceae.